Molecule: messenger RNA, 900 nt
Organism: Cuscuta campestris
Lineage: Eukaryota; Viridiplantae; Streptophyta; Magnoliopsida; Solanales; Convolvulaceae
Source: the annotation of a GenBank genome assembly
GAGUACUCAAUCCGUCCACAACGAGAAUAACCUAUGUAGUGACGAGUCAAAUCAAAAUGUUCGAACCAUCACUCAAAUGUUAGAGGCAAUUCAGCACAUGGCGCCACCACAAUACACUGUGGAAAAGUUGAAGAGGAACGGAGGCGGGGAGUUCUUGGCAGACGAGAUAAAGAAUCCAGAAGAGUAUGUUCCGGAUAGAUAUAGGGAAUUGAAGUGCAAACAAUUCACGGAACUAAAGCAGAAUGGACGACCUCUAAUUGAAUGCCGGCAAGAAUAUGAUCACUUGGAAGAAUAUGCAAUAGAUCUGGUAAACAACACAGUGAGAAGGUGUGAAAAGUUUGUUGAAGGCCUAGAUCACGAUUUGGGACUAGCUAUGGUUAUAGUCGACUAUACCACUUUCAACGCAGUUUAUGCAAAGGUGGAACGAGCUGAAGAAAGGAUUGCAGCAAAGAGAGUCUUAGAUAAGAAGGUAGCCUCUGGAACAUCAUAUGAAUCCAUUUCGCCUCCUACAUCAUCUGAGGAAGGAAAUUUUUCUAGAAACAUAGACUUUCCACAAAAUUAAAAGACCAAGACCACAUCUAGUGUUGGAAUUAGUAGUCCAUCUUAUACUUAUCCACUAUGCCCUCAUUGUCAUCGUCAUCACCCUAAAGAAUGUUGGAGCUUUAAACUAAGUCUAGGGUAAGAACUACCAUAGCUAUUAAGCUUGAACAACAUCAAAUUAACUGAGAAGAAGUUUGCUAGAGUCCGUCAACAUACCACGAACUACUGUCCAUUGGGGGUCUUUCCUCCAUUGAACCAAGGUACACAAACAGAAUAGUGACUGAACCGGAGGACAAUGCUAAGGCGAUGGAAGGAUGGACGAGAUAACAUAAACAAAGAUAAUAACAAUAAAGAUGUUAU